Mytilinidion resinicola is the source of this 1563-nucleotide messenger RNA. RefSeq names its product GABA permease. Gene Ontology annotation, biological process: amino acid transport; transmembrane transport. Bases 1 to 1563 code for a protein of 520 amino acids. Gene Ontology annotation, cellular component: membrane. The transcript is spliced from 4 exons. Gene Ontology annotation, molecular function: transmembrane transporter activity. NCBI's taxonomy places the organism in Eukaryota, Fungi, Ascomycota, Dothideomycetes, Mytilinidiales, Mytilinidiaceae. The record is from RefSeq and is a predicted model, not a curated record.
AUGUCUGCGUUUGAAGAGAAGCCGAAGGUGUUCGAUGAGACGCUGAGCGAGGAUGCUGCUCUUGAGCAGCUUGGGUACCAGCAAGAACUCAAGCGUAGCUUCGGUUUGCUUGGCAUGAUAGGAUUUUCCUUCAGUAUCGUCACAUCAUGGACCGCUCUAUCUGGGGUACUUAUCAUCGGUGUGGAGUCUGGUGGGCCACCGAUCAUGGUUUGGGGCUGGCUAGCUGUAUGUAUAGUCACACUCGCGGUUGCAUAUUCAAUGGCAGAGAUGUGCAGUGCAUAUCCAGUCGCCGGUGGCCAGUACUCGUGGGUAGCCAUCCUGGCUCCGCAGAGAUGGGCGAGAGGUUUCUCGUAUAUUUGUGGUUGGUUCAUGCUGAUCGGCAUCCUCGCUAUGGGCGCAGUCAAUAACUUCAUCGGCGCGAAUUUCCUCCUUGGAAUGGCCAACCUCAGCCACCCAGACUACACCAUUGAACGCUGGCACACCGUCCUGGUCGCCUACCUCAUCGCCGUAUGCGCCGCGCUCUCUAACAUCUUCCUCCCCCGCUUCCUUGACAAGAUCUCCCAAGGCAUCCUCGUCUGGAACAUCGUCUCCUUCUUCGUCGUAUUUAUCACUAUCCUGGCCUGCAAUGACCACAAGCAGCCGGCCAGCUUCGUCUUCAGCACUUUCCAGAACGAGACUGGCUUCAACGGGUCCUACUGCGCUAUCCUGGGUAUUCUCCAAAGCGCCUUCGGCAUGUGCUGCUACGACGCGCCAUCCCAUAUGACGGAAGAGAUGCGAGAUGCUCGUAAACAAGCUCCUCGCGCUAUCGUCAUGUCUGUUUACAUGGGCGCGGUCACUGGCUUCAUCUUCCUCAUCAGUCUGUCUUUCUGCAUGGGCGACAUCGAGUCCACAGCGGGAACCACCACGGGUGUUCCCGUAAUCGCCAUCUUCUUCAACAGUACUGGCAGCGUCGGCGGCUCGUGCGCCUUGGCGUCCUUGAUCGCAGUCAUCGUGCUCUUCUGCGCCAACUCACUCAUGGCGGAGGGCUCGCGAGCUGUGUAUGCCUUCGCUCGUGAUCGCGGCCUGCCAUUCAGCAGUAUCCUCAGCAAAGUCGAGAAGAAGCGCCAAGUCCCGGUCUUUGCUAUUCUCUUUACUUGCCUGAUACAGAUCGCCUUCAAUUCGAUCUACUUCGGCACGAUCACGGGAUUCAACACUGUCAUCUCAAUUGCCACCAUGGGGUUUUAUCUUUCGUACGCCAUGCCACUCCUCGCACGCAUCCUAUCGUACCUCAAUAAGUCACAUACGACUCUGGAAGGCCCGUACUCGCUCGGCCGGCUGAGCUUGCCGCUCAAUGUCGUUGGGUUCCUCUUCCUAAUGUUUUGUGUUAUUACGUUCAAUUUUCCGAGUGUCAAGCCGGUGAAUGAGGAGAACAUGAAUUAUACGAGUGCGGCGGUUGGGGUCGUAAUGCUAAUUGCGACUGUUACAUGGGUAUUCGAUGGGAGGAAGAAUUUUACGGGGCCAGAGGUUGGAUCAGCAGAAAGGAUGCGGGAGCCAGAGGUGGAAUCAGAGCCAAAGGUUGAGUGA